UAUGAAAGAAAAAUCGAUUAGUGUAAUCGUCAACUAACGAGUAAAAUUUCACUUUGCCCAUCACUACCUCAAGCAGCACCAUCUGUCACUCUUUUUCCGCUGACUCCCAUUUUGCAUUCUCCUUCCUUCUUGACGUUUGCAUUCAGCAAAUUUAUGUCGAUGGCCUUUUCGGAAGGACGUUUGUGUGAAUCUGAAUUGCGAGUUGUUCGACUUCUUCUCUGUACAGAAAAACGAAACGAGAAAUAUUAAUUUUUCCGUUUUCCAUUCGAAUUAUAAAGAAAAAAACAAUUACAAAUUUAAAUUAUUAACUAAAGUUCUACAAUUAUUGUGAAUCUAUUUUUGAAAAUUUUAAAUAAAAAUUUUUUUAGACGCCAAAAUUGAAUUCCAUCAAAAUGCGUUGUAAAAUUAUUUGCUGUUUACUCGGGAAAGUUUGACACCACAGCUCUAGGCCUUGUGCAUCUCGGAAAAAUAAAAAACCAAAAAGAUACGAAAAACCACCACCAAACACCAAUCACCAGAGUGCAGAGUAAUUUUUUCUUUUUCACUAUUCCUAAUUCCUAUUCCACUGGCCAGACCACUGACGCGCGCCCAGGGAUCUUCAAUGAGUUUCUUUUUUUGUGUUUAUAGAAAUUGUGGUUUGUUAAAUAAAAAAAUCGGAUAAUCGGAUCGAAUUAAAAAAAAGAAAGAUUAUUUUCAUAUAUUUCGUAUUCGAAAACUGUUUUGUGUACCUAUCUGAAUAUUGCCAGUAAAUUGCGAUCGCAGAAAAAUGGGUGUCAACAAUUUUCUCUACUCCAAAAUUAUUUGUUGGUCGUCGUUGUCGUCGUAGUGUGGUGGUGUUCGGCGAUGGUGAUGAAUUCAUGAAUCCAUGAAUCCGAAUCCGUCGUGGCUGUCGUCGUCGUCAUCAUUGUUGUUGUUAUUAUUGGGUUGCUUGCUUUUUGUUCGUUAUCCCUGUUGAAGAUGUUCUCCGUGGUGCUUUGGUGGUCAACGUAGGCUUAAUUUAAUUCAUCAAAAAGAAGAAUCUUGGUACCUAAAUACGAAAUUCCAAAAAGAACAGAAUGGUUUUAAUCAUUUGAUUCAUUCAUUGAUUUUGUGUGAAUAUUCUUCUCAGUGGUAUUGUUUUUUUUUUUGUAUUGUGUCGGUGGUAACUUCUUCGGGUAGUUGUGGAUUCGGUGUGUGUACACAGUGAAAGUUCUCAAAAAGCAGUCUCCCAAAGUGAAAAUAUAAAUAAAUAAAUACAAAGAAAGAAAAAAUAAGAAUUCGUAUCUCAAACGGACGUGAUUAUUUUACUCUGCAAAAAUGCCUGUUCUAAUAGGAAUCGCAGAUUUCGUCGAAGAAACCAGAGAUGAUUAUAAUUCACCGACGACGUCGACUUUUGCGUCACGGAUGCCCGAUUGUCGACAGACAGUCUCAAUUCUCGAAGAGCGCCUGGAAAUCGAUAGGGAAGGAUUAACCAAACUAAAAAAGGCAGUUAAAGCCAUUCACAACUCUGGCAAUACUCACGUUGAUAAUGAAAUGUUCCUGGUGCGUGCCCUCGAACGGCUCGGUGGCAAAGUAAUUGACCAAGAAGAACCCGACAUUGGAGCUGCAUUCUUAAAGUUUUCAGUCGUCACGAAAGAGUUGAGUGCCCUCAUGAAGACCUUGAUGCAAAACAUAAACAACAUUAUCAUGUUUCCAGUUGACUCGAUGCUAAAGUCAGAGUUGCGUGGCGUGAGGGGAGAAAUGAAACGGCCUUUUGACAAAGCUGCAAAAGACUACGAAGCGAAGUUUAUAAAGAUUGAAAAAGAGAAGAAGGCCCAAGCCAAAGAGGCUGGCAUGCUGCGAACCGAAAUCGAUGCCGCUGCCGUAGCCGAAGAAAUGGAGAAGGAACGAAGAAUAUAUCAGCUUCAAACGUGCGAGUAUCUGCUUAAGUAUAAGGAAAUCAAAACAAAGACUGGUAUCGAGCUGCUGCAGCACUUCAUCGAAUACUAUCAUGCAUUGAAUAACUACUUCAAGGACGGACUACAGACCAUAGAUCACUUUGGCACCUACAUUGCCGAUUUAAGUGCCAAGCUCCAAAGUAUUAAACAAAAACAGGACGAUGAUCGGCGCAGCUUGUUGGAUCUGCGAACAUUGCUCCGUAGCACGCCCGACUUUGAACGAGUUGAGAAUGUAACAACGGAUAAGGGAACUGGUUAUUCAUUGCACCAGUUGCAGGGGGAUAAACAUCAUGGCAUUACCCGAUCUGGGCAUCUGCUAAAAAAGAGUGAAGGCAAAGUGCGUCGAGUGUGGCAAAAGCGACGAUGCCGAGUCACAGCCGACGGCUUUUUGGAUAUAUGCCAUGCCGAUGAAACUAAAGCACCCACUCGAGUGAAUUUGUUGACAUGCCAAAUAAAGCCUGUACCGGAUGAUAAACGCGGUUUUGACCUAAUAAGCUAUAAUCGUCCAUAUCAUUUCCAAGCUGAGGACGAAAGCGAUCAAAAGGCUUGGAUGGCUGUGUUAGUAAAUUGUAAAGAAAAGGCAUUAACAAAAGCAUUCCAACAUGCGAACCCACAAAUGAGUCCUAGUUUAGUUGAGCUGCAAAAGACUGUUAUAAGAUACGUCCAAAAUUUACCAGGAAAUGACCAAUGCUGUGAUUGUGGUUCUCGUAAUGAUGUCACGUGGAUAAGUUUAAAUUUCGGUGUUCUCGUAUGCAUUCAAUGUUCGGGCGUGCAUCGGGAUCUUGGAGUGCAUCAUUCAAGAAUACAGAGCUUAACAUUAGACAACCUGACAACAGCGAAUUUAUUAAUUGCUCGCGCAAUGGGCAAUAGUACACUUAAUGAGAUUAUGGAAGCAACACUGGGAAGAGGAAAACUAUCACCGGAUAGUACAAUGGAACAGCGAUAUGAUUUUAUUCGCGCCAAAUAUGUUGCAAAACGCUAUGUAAUGCGAACGUGUGCCGAUGACAAUGACCUUCGCUGUGAUCUUGAACAAGCCAUAGUUAAUGCUGAUAUGAGUCAGCUUUUGCAAGUUUGGGCUGAAGGAGCCGAUUUGACAUGCUGUUUGCCAUCAUCUGAUGAUGGAGAAACUGCCCUUCACUUAGCCAUUUUACGUGAAAUGGGUUCCACAUUGCAUAUAGUAGAUUUUCUUAUACAAAAUAUGCCACCAAAGGGCCUUAAUAAGGCGACAAAUCCCCCAGAUGUCAUAGACAUGACUGGAAAAAAUACUGCGUUACAUUUGUGUGCUCUGCAUGAUCGGCGCGAAUGUUUGAAACUAUUGUUGCGAUCUGGAGCAGAUUAUGAGUUAAAGAAUUCACAAAAUAAAACUCCUUUAGAAAUUGCCAAAGAAAUGGGUCACAAUGCGUGCCAGGAAUUGAUUGAAUGUGCCAUAAGAAGAGAAAAGAGUGCUUUUGAUCAUAUCAACACCGAUUGGAAUCUGCCAAAUGACGAUGGUUCAACAGAUUUCUCAGACGAUGAUACAGUCAUUGAUGAGCGAAAAUCACGUUCCCGACCACCAAGUUUUGCUGGAGGUGAUUCGCCCAUCUUGCGUUCACGUUCCUCGACAUGUGAUUCAAUACAAAGUGGUUCUAGUCCAAUAUCGAAUUGUCCGAAUAGACAAUUUCAGUUGCCAACAACAACUGUACCCUUUAAUCAGGCCGGUACUAGCCCGAAGCAACACAUUCCCAUCGGACAAUAUCUGGCUGGUGGGGGUGGUUCCAGUCCUGGUUCAACUACGAGCAGUCAAAGAGGUGGCCUUGUUCAGGGAGCCAGGAAAUCCACUUCAACUGCAAAUAUGAAUUCCUUGAAAAAACGUACAGCACCUGCUCCACCUCCAGUAUCUAAUUCCUUCUACGGUACCUUACCCCAUGCGCCUAGACAUUCACAGAAUUUCGAUAACAAUGACUCACGCAACAUAGUCAACCAUAAGAACCAAUCAGAAGUGGUCUAUAGCACGUUGCCACAUCUACGUAGUGUCGAUAGUGCACGGGGCGCAAUAUUCCAUUGUGAUAAUAAAGUAUACGAGAGAUUUGAUCCAACUAUAGCACAACAGGCUAAAGCAGCUGGCUUGCACGAUACCGGCGGGGUUGGUGGUAGCAGUCAGAGCCUAAAGCAAAUGACAACUUUUGGUCACAAACGUUCACCAAGCGGAGAAUCGUUGAAUCGACAUUUAGCUGGAGCCAAGCUAGUUCUACCACCGACAGGAGAAAUUCCUCAACUAAAACAUGUUGAUAAAUCUCUUUCAAGGCCGAAAAUUCCACCCCCAGGUCCACCAAAUGAAAGAGAAAUAUCAAAUGGACAAUCAAAUGAGAGUAUAAGUUCAAUGGAUGAAGGGCCGGUCGCACCACCCAGAAAGCGUAAAGCUGGAAAGUUAAAGAAAAUAUCGAGUCCUAGCGAAGAAACGCUACUCAAUCAAAACUAUACUGAGUAUGAACCAUGGAUGUCAGAAAUGGAUUCGUCUGGAGGACUUGAUUAUUCUGCUGAUUCAAAUCUCUCAUCAAUUGAUAAUGAACGUCUGAAUGCAUCACCAGAUAGUAAUCAGAAAGGAAAACAAUAUAAUAAUUACAAUGGCCACCGAAGAUGUCGCGCUCUCUAUGACUGUGUUGCCGACAACGAUGAUGAAUUGGAAUUUAAAGAAGGUGAAAUUCUCAUCGUUCUUAAUGAACGAACAGAUGAUGAAAAUUGGAUGGAAGGUGUUAUCGAAGGUCAUCCCAGUAGACGAGGGAUGUUUCCAGUUAGUUUUGUUCAUAUGCUACCCGAUUGAGAUUUACACUCCAAUAAGGAGUUCACAGAUAUUUGAUAAAAAUAAUAUUAUUUCCUAUUUGUACAGAAAUUUAAAAAAAUAUAAAUAUAUAUACAUAUCGUAGUAGUUUUGUCCCUAUUGUGAAUUCCAGAUUUCAUAAACUGUUCAUGACUGAGUUUAAAUUUAAUUAUAUAAUUAUUGUAUAUUAAUUAUUUAUUGGUAUAAAAGUUUUAAGUGAGCAUAAAAAAGUCAUACACUGCAUCAUUCUUAUGAAAAAUAUAAUAAAUAAGGUUUGGUAAGAAAAUAAUUCUUCGGGAAGGAGCUUUCAAAUUGACUUGCAUGGUUUGGAACUUAGUUUUUAAUUUAUUUUAGGUUGAUGUCUUGAUAAUCAAACAAAAACUUUCUAGAACAAUAUUGUUUAAUUACACUUUGACGAAAUUUUUAAUCUUCUAUGAGAAUUUUGUAUGACAAUUCUACUUAACAUGUCUUUUUAUAAAAGUAACACAGAAUGUUUCUCUUUUUCAAAAUCACAUUUAAAUAAAACACAGUUUUGAAAAGAAUAUCAAUUUUCUGGGAUUCAAGCGAAGGGACAGAUGUCAUAUACUUAACUCUAUAUUAAUAUGUGCGUAUAUUUAUAUUUAUGAUUUCUGUUUUUAUUUUAUCUUUUGUGUACGCAAAUAAAUUAUUAUAUCCUUAUCGUAAAAUUAAAUUAUUAUCAUAAUUGUUUGUCAAAUGUAUUAAAAGGGGUUUAAGCAGCUUUAAACUGCAUUAAAACAGAAUGCACAAUUUUCCUCAACUUAUAGUUCUAUAUUAUAUUUAUAUAUUUUUUUAAAUAAUUUUAUAUCAUUUAUAAAUAAUGAAUAAUCAAUAUUCCUUUCAGUAACUCAAGACCUAUUGUUUAUUUUAAAUACUUCAAUUUAAUAAUAAAACUAUUAUUAUUUCUUUUUUAAAUUCUAAGAAUUGUAAUAAACAUUUAAAAAUACAUUAUAAUCUUGAAAACAUAAACAUAUGUAACUAUAUUUAAUUAAAUUCGACUAUAUUAUAAUAUAAUAUCCUGUCUAUAAAAAAAAAACAUAUAUAUACACACAACAAACAUAAUAUAUACGUAUAACAAAAAGAACACACUUUAUCGUUAAUCUAAAUUGUAUGUAGUUCUUCUUGGUCACCCACAUGUAAAUGCAUGUAAAUAAAUAUUAACUUGGAGCAGAAAAUAUAAAAACGAAACAAAAUUUUAACAUUAUAAACAAAAAUAAUACGCGCUGCCAUACAAAAGAAAAAAGAAAGAAAAGUUUAUUGUGUUUUUGAAAAGUGAGUUAUGGAAACAUUUUAAAUAAAGUUGAAAUAUGUUACAGUUUCAAUGUUAUCCCGAGAGUUAUAUAUAAAAAGAAAAUAUAAAACUAUAUAUAGAAAGAAAAUUAUGUAUACAAGGAAACAAAACACAAAGAAUCGAAAACAAAUAUAUAUAUACAUAUAAACAGAAUAAAAAAUGUUGCAAUUAAAAUUUAAAAAAAGGCAAAGAAAAGCAAAAAAAAUAUCAGUCAUUGAACAAAAUUUAAAAAAAAAAUUAAUACUAUGAACUAAAUUUACAUUUUACUUAUUUCCUAUUUAUUUAUACAUACUUAUAUAAUUAUAUAAAUAUAUUUUAAUGUAUACUUUUUUCAGUAUUCGUAUUUAUUAACAGCAUUCACAAAAUAAAUUUAAAAAUUAUUACAAAAAUACAUGUAUAAUAAAAAAAAAGCAAAAGAAAAUUUAAUUAAAUUUGUUUAUAUUCAAUUUCAAAUUAAUGUAAACGAAAAUAUAUUAUAUUGAAAUUAAACGCCAAUGUAUUAUUGAAUUAAAGAAAAAUAUACCUCAGUAUGGUUCUAUUAUAGUAUACUCAAGUUUUUAUGUGUUUAAGGAUAGUUUUUCGAGAACUUGUUAAGGCGCAUUUACAGUUAAGGCGCAUAAGAGUAGAAGUAGCAUUUUAUAUGGACAAAGUUUUUGAUGUGGGCUAAAAGGGUAACAAUUUUCCGUCGGGUUUUAUGAUUUAUAAUCAGGAUAAGGUUACGUGAUACAUAAAUGCAUGGGUAAGUUCUAAAAAGUAUAGGAAUAUUUAAGUAUUUAAUCUUGACUUCAUUCUAUACUUUUUUGUAUUAACUGCUAGCUAAAAUGUCGACAGAAGACCACUCAAUAAUGAGGUAGGUGACUUAUUUUUCUAAUGGAACAGCAAUACAAACCAUUUUGAACUGUUUAGGGUAAGUUGGUGAAGUUUUUCACUAAAUUUUCGGAGGUUCACAUUCAUUUUCGUCAAUGAAUCUAAUUAGGCUAAUUAACUUAUCAAAAAUUAACGUCUUAUUUAUUAUUAUCCUUAAAAAGUGUUUUGUUGUUCUUUGGAUUUUGUAAUAAGUGUCAUUAUAUAGAUUUAACUACAGCCCCUGGCCAUAUUAUAAGACGCACUGCAGAAUUUUUAUAAUGUUUAGAUUAUACGCAAUAUUUUUAACGUUCAAGAAUGGAUGUAUGAUUACAUUUUUUUGCAAGAUGGAGCUCCAUGCCACACAGUCCGGUCCAUUAAAACUUAUUUGAGGGAAGAAAACAUCCCUCUGUUGGACAGGCCGGGAAACAGCCCUGAUUUGAACCCAUUGAAAACGUGUGGGAGCUAAUGAUGCGGUCACUUAUUGAAAGAGUAAUUCACUUAUUAAAAGAGUAAUUCACUUGUUGAAUCACCACGCACAAAUGCAGGAAACAGUCAAAUCAUGCAUUGACAGUUUGCCGCCAAGAAUUGAGGCUCUUGCAAUAGGAGGUUCAACAAAAUAUUGAAAAAAUACAA
Eupeodes corollae is the source of this 7501-nucleotide messenger RNA. It is a transcript of the gene Asap, whose product is annotated as arfGAP with SH3 domain, ANK repeat and PH domain-containing protein. Gene Ontology annotation, cellular component: cytoplasm. Gene Ontology annotation, biological process: positive regulation of GTPase activity. NCBI's taxonomy places the organism in Eukaryota, Metazoa, Arthropoda, Insecta, Diptera, Syrphidae. The coding region runs from base 1297 to 4716 and encodes 1139 amino acids. The transcript is spliced from 16 exons. The record is from RefSeq and is a predicted model, not a curated record. Gene Ontology annotation, molecular function: protein binding; GTPase activator activity.